Messenger RNA from Balaenoptera musculus (blue whale), 3877 nucleotides. RefSeq names its product phosphatidylinositol glycan anchor biosynthesis class F (gene PIGF). Gene Ontology annotation, cellular component: endoplasmic reticulum membrane. Gene Ontology annotation, biological process: GPI anchor biosynthetic process. The transcript is spliced from 6 exons. NCBI's taxonomy places the organism in Eukaryota, Metazoa, Chordata, Mammalia, Artiodactyla, Balaenopteridae. The record is from RefSeq and is a predicted model, not a curated record. The coding region runs from base 109 to 747 and encodes 212 amino acids.
GCGCCUGCGCGAGGCACAGGAUUCCGAGUUACGCCUGAUGGUGGGAGGUAGUAACCCUCCGUUCUCUUCCGCGGGCGGGAGAGUUAGAUAGCCACUCAAGAAAACACCAUGAAAGAUACUGACAUCAAGAGACUACUGUAUGUCCAUCUAUUAUGCAUAUUUUCAAUUAUCCUAAGCAUCUUCAUUCCAUCAUUCUUCUUGGAGAACUUCUCAGUACUGGAAACACACUUGACAUGGUUGUGCAUCUGUUCUGUUUCUGUAACUGCCGUCAAUUUAGUAUUGUAUUUAGUAGUGAAACCAAAUGCAUCCUCUAAAAGAAGUUCAUUAUCAUACAAGGUAACCAGAUUUUUGAAAUGCUGUAUCUACUUUCUUAUGUCUUGUUUCUCCUUUCAUGUAAUUUUUGUUCUAUAUGGAGCACCACUAAUAGAGUUGGCGUUGGAAACAUUUUUACUCGCAGUUACUUUGUCCACUUUUACUACUGUACCUUGUUUAUGUUUGUUAGGACCAAACUUCAAAGCAUGGCUAAGAGUUUUCAGUAGAAAUGGGGUUACAUCCAUUUGGGAGAAUAGUCUCCAGAUCACUACAGUUUCUAGUUUUGUAGGAACAUGGCUUGGAGCCUUUCCUAUUCCACUCGAUUGGGGAAGACCAUGGCAGUGCAGAUGCUCACAGUUGGCCGAUGAUGCGGAGAUCCACCACAUGAGAAACAGAGGAAAGAAUAUUAUCCCAAGUGUUUACAUAGAGUGUUAAAUAAAAACUACUAAGGUAAGGUCAGUGCUUUACAUAGAUAGUAAACUAUGCAUAUUAUUUUAUUUGUAACCCCAUGUGUUAAGAUGGGACACUAUUAAAGCAACAAUCACUUAAAAAGCAACAACCAACAAACCAGUAUUUAAUUUGGUACUUAAAAUUAAUAAUUAAAACCAAAUGGAAGCAAUGCCUAAAGUAACUAAGAUAAUUCACAAUAAAAACCAUUAGUGCAGGCUCUACUUAUUGGAAAUAUGAUAAUUCAACAUAGGCUAACCUAAAAUGUACCUUUAGAGAUAGAAUAAGGAUAUAAGCAAAAUAUUAAAUAAGAUUUCAGGAAGCCCCUAAAAUUAUUUUUAAGAACUUCAGAACUGAUUACCUAUAUGCAAAAAAAUAUUAACUAUAAGUUUAAGUUCAUUCAUACAUGACCUUAUUUGAAGCAGUGUAUGUUCAUUCACUAGCAAAAUUCAUGUCAGUAAGAUAUUUUGAAGUAUUUUAUUGUCCAGAUUAUUUCACUACUUGAACUAGUUGUUCCGUGAUUAGCCUGAAUUUCAAUGGAAACCUAAGUCUUAAAUGAAGACAUGCUUCUGAAAAUAAGGCAACUUUUCUACAACCUGUUUAUGAACAGAAAAAAAAAUCUUUGGUUUUAGUUAAACUAGCAGGAAGGAUUUUGCAAAAAAGAAAUACUAAAGAACCAAACAACGAAAAGGCUCUUAAUAAGCAAUGGGAAACUCCAAACCCCAUCAAGGUCAAUAGAGUACCUAAGGCACCUCAGGUUCAGAUGAUACAAUCAUCUUGCUUAGAGUUCUAAUAAUCUAUAUACAGGAUUUUACCAUCUUAAGAACAUGAAGCCGAAAAGGUAAUGUCCAACAAUGAUUAUUUUAAGAAAGAAGAAAAUCCUAAGAGUUGAUAAAUGGGAGAGAUUAGAGAUCAUCUCCUCUACCUCCCAGAUGAGGAAAAUGAGGCCCAGUCAAGAAACAGAGGUGACACCAGAGUUUGUGUUUCCAGACUCCUAGUCCAUUUCUCUUAGGGCAGGACAAAUUCUAGAUUUUAACUUUAUUGGCUAGGAAACCAAGUGUGAAGAGUUUCAGAGAUGUGAAUUUGAGGAAGAAAAAAAAAAAAUUCCCAUCAAAUCCCCAAAGGCAAGUUGGAAAUAAAUGUAUAAUACUUUACUGUCUUAAUUCCUUUAUACCAUGUGUUGGACAACUUAGCUAAUAUACUAAUUGAGUUAUACAGUUCUUUUCAAUUCUAUCUAAAAAUAGCAGACCAAAAUUAAAUGAGAAAGUUACAUCAGAUUCCACUUGAGCAUACAUAAGGCCAUGGUACUUAAUGCGAACCACCACUUCUUGGGAGAAAGAAGACAUCCACUGUCCAAUUCAGGAGAGAAAGCUCCUGACCAGUUAUCCAGUAGACUCUCUGCACGUCAAUGGGGAAGAUGAUGCUUAUUAUUUUUUAAAAAAUCUCUACAAAGCUCACAUACAAGACAGUACAUCCUAGAUUUGUGACUGCUAUGAGCAUUUAAGGCUGUCAUUUUCAAGUAUCAAAGUUUAGUGUUCCAUUACCCAAUCUGUGCAAUAGACAUAGCUAUAAGCUCAAGUCAUGGAAAUUAACAGAAGCUCACCAAAGACAUAAAGAAAUCAUAAUUUAGGCAACAGCAUUUUUAAAUGUAGGAAAGGCUGGGAAAAAUUUUAUGGAUUAGAUUAUGCUUCUCUGAACUGCAUUAGUUUGUUCACACUGAAACUUUGUCUAACACUGUUGUCUGUUGCAUGGCAUUUGGAAUAAGGUAGAUCAACAGCAGACCAAACAAGAAAGCUUAAUUAGGUAACAGAACUAGUCAUUAAGAUGGUUCACCUCUACCACAGUUAUACGGCCUGUUUCCCUAGAGAAAGAUUAGAAAUGGCUCCAGUAUACCAAAUAAGAUUCAUAGAUAAACAUGAGAAAAUUUUUUUAAAGCAGGACCUUUCAAAAUCUAGGGACUACCAUGCACUGCUCGAGGAUGAAAUAAGUCAACGUUAUUUACUUCUGGCUUGAUGUAAUACUGUGAAACGUAAUAUGGCUGGAGAAAAUGGGUAUUUGGAAGCCAGUAUGUCAUUUAACUUAUACUCUAGGUGUGUACAUAAGCUGUAGUUCUGUAACUUCUACUGCGGUUCCAAUAUCUAUAUCUGAAAGGUGAAAUCAGUUUUAUUAUGAAAGCAGUUGCUUUGUUAUAAAUUCCACGUAACAUGCUUGAAUUGAAGGUCUUUUCUCUUUAACACAAUUUAAAGUUUCUUGUGGUUUGGUCAGCAUACACCCUUUUCGUUUCAUUUGAUAUACAAGCCAAUGUGGAAAUUAGAAAAACAAAAUUACCAACUAGUUCAGAGAGCUAAAUUGAGUCCAGGAUUAUGGCAAAGUCUGACCCAAAGUUUUAAUUUGUAAUUUCAGCAUGUUUCUCAUGCAGUUUGGGGAGCAUCAAACUAAAUCUACAAUCGCCAGAAACCUUUGUUACAGUUGAAUGCACAUUAACUAAAAUGUGUACAUUUUUAGUGUUCAUGAUAAAUGCAGAUAUGACCUUAUUACACUUUUGGCAUUCUUUAAGAAAGCACAUUAAGCUUUAAUAUAGAAAUAUUUAGGUUACACUUGUGCUCAAGUAAUAAUAAAGCAUUUGUUCUUUUUGAUCUCAUACAUUCUCUCCUCAGGAAUGGCCCAUCUCCUGCACGCUUGGAGCAACCUUUGGCUACGUGGCUGGCCUUGUUACUUCACCACUCUGGAUAUACUGGAAUAGAAAGAAACUUACAUACAAGAACAAUUAAUUGGAGCAAAGGGAGAAGAUAUUUCUUUGUGCAGAUUCCAUAAAGACUGUGCAGACAUGUAUAUGGUCUAAGCCAGGCAGUUCCACUUAACAGCACUGUUUUUUAUGUAGUUACAACAUGAUGUGAUUGUAGCUUUUUAAACUAUGAAACCCCUGAGAGAUUGUACCUUCUAGUUGAAAUAAAGUAUUUAUAAUAGAUUGUGGCUUCAGAUGCUGUUUGUUGCUUCUUGGACCUUUAAGAAACAUUCUUAAUCAACUUUAUAGAAUUCUGAGGACAGGGUUUGUUUUUUUUUUUUCCUUUCAAGUUUUAAACUGCUUCAUUAUUUAUAAGAGGUCUGGGUAUAGCUU